GAGAGCCCUGAGGGGACCUGACGAACGAGAGAGGGAAGCUGGGAGAAGUAUGGGGCGGGUUCAAAAGAGUUUAGGUAUUUUUAGGUAGAGGCGCGGGCAAGGGCUGCUCCUAACCAGGCAUCAGCUUUAAAGCUAACACGAAUUUAAAGGUCGACGUUCAGAUGACCAGAAACACCCCGGAGUCGGGGCUAGGGCUCUAUCUCUCAAGGCAUUGAGCUUAGGUCCCUUUGUAGACCAGUCCAGAAGCCCAGGGCAAGUUCUUGCAGCGCCCACGCUUGAGAGAAGGAACGGGGGUGCUGGCUGCUUGCGUGCCAAGGGGAUAACAGACCCAGAAAAAAAACGGGAAUUACAAGUAGCUUUUUUUUCUCAGCCCUCUUGGUGGUUCUUUAUUGAUUCCCAUGACCCUCUGGUGGGAUUUCAGGUGUAUGAAACCUUUUCAUGAUUCUUCAGUAAACUUCUUCAGUAAAGUGAGAUACUUCUAACCGUUUCUGUUGCUCAUUGAAGCAGGUGCGCCAAACCUAGGCUUAUUUCAUGUUAACAGUUGAAAAUUAUCCUGUCUCUAAAAUGUAGGGAGUAAUCUUCCUGUUUUUAAAAUUUUUCCCAAGUCUUUCAUUUUUCCUUUGUGCAUAAUGGGGAAGUUCUUUCAUUCUGGUGGCGUAGUGGUUAAGUGCUAUUGCUGCUAACCUAAAGGUCAGCAGUUCGAAUCCACCAGGCGCUCCCGGAAACUACGGGGCAAUUUUACUCUGUCCUGUAGUGUCACUGAGUCCCAAUUGACUCGAUGGCAAUGGAUUUGGUUUGUUUGGGGGUUUCUUUCAUCCCUAGUAGAGUUCAAGGCAUUUUGAUUAUUCAGGACAAAAGUGGGGGAACAAGCUCUUCUCAAACUGAGAAGAAAUUGGACUCCUGCCUGACCCUGCACUGUGGUAGGAUGAAUGUGGGGGUAGCGCACAGUGAAGUAAACCCAAACACCCGAGUGAUGAACAGUCGAGGCAUCUGGCUGGCCUACAUCAUCUUGGUAGGACUGCUGCAUGUGGUCCUACUAAGCAUCCCCUUCUUCAGCAUUCCUGUUGUCUGGACCCUGACCAACGUCAUCCACAACUUGGCUAUGUAUGUCUUCCUACAUACGGUGAAAGGGACACCCUUUGAAACCCCUGACCAAGGAAAAGCUCGGCUACUGACACACUGGGAGCAGAUGGACUAUGGGCUCCAGUUUACCUCUUCUCGCAAGUUCCUUAGCAUCUCUCCUAUUGUACUCUACCUCCUGGCCAGCUUCUAUACCAAGUAUGAUGCUGCUCAUUUCUUCAUCAACACAGUGUCACUGCUCAGCGUACUACUGCCUAAGUUGCCCCAGUUCCAUGGGGUUCGUCUCUUUGGCAUCAACAAGUACUGAGGGAUGAUGGGGCUUGAGACAGUGCCACAGGCAUGGGGAAGACAUUGGAACAAAGAGCUGUAACAUGUGUUCCUUCUUCUCUAUACUAUCUUCUAUAUCUUGAAAGCCUAAGAACUACACACCCUUUCUCACACUUCCAGGAAGAGAUUAGCAUACAAGCCUCUCUGGGCCCAGCCACGUUAGGAGCAGGUUUUUUUGAAUCAAGAAAGGCAGAUGAGGUAAGGGCCAAAUCCCCUCUCCUUCACAGCAGGAAGCCAUGUUUGGGCAGCUUGUUUGGUGAUUAAUUUUUUCUGUGUCUUUCAUCCCUGCCAUCUUCCAGCUAUGUCUUGCUGUGUAUCUUCCUUAUAAUAAAGAUACUUUUUUCAGAUGUGGCUACUGUUUCAUAAGCAGGAAGAACAGGGAGAUGUCCUCAUAAGGAAGGGGAAGAAAGGGAAUCUUUGACUCACUGUAUAAAACUUUCUCUAUUUUUUAUCCUCUUUCCCUUAGUCCAGUAGGGGGUGCCCUUCACUCUUAGCUAACAGUAUGGCAAGGAAGCUCAAAUGAGAAAAAGGGUUCCAGCUAUAUGGGCAAAAAAAAAAAGGGAAAAUACAGG
Messenger RNA from Loxodonta africana (African savanna elephant), 1979 nucleotides. RefSeq names its product ORMDL sphingolipid biosynthesis regulator 2 (gene ORMDL2). Gene Ontology annotation, biological process: sphingolipid biosynthetic process; intracellular sphingolipid homeostasis; ceramide metabolic process. Gene Ontology annotation, cellular component: endoplasmic reticulum membrane. NCBI's taxonomy places the organism in Eukaryota, Metazoa, Chordata, Mammalia, Proboscidea, Elephantidae. The transcript is spliced from 3 exons. The coding region runs from base 779 to 1387 and encodes 202 amino acids. The record is from RefSeq and is a predicted model, not a curated record.